CCCCCCUCGUCCUCUUCCUCUUGCGCCCCCCAAAUCAACAAUCACCGCCCCGGCCCCAAAUCCAUCGAAAACCGCGGAAUUUAACCCUGGAAAUCAGCCCAGAAUUAGAGGCAAUAUAUCUUCUUGCAGCCACCGGAUCCGCCACUCGCGCGCGAACCCUAGGAUAAUGGGGGAGGCGGCGGCGGAGGAGCUGCUGCAUCGAAGGAUAGAGUUCCACGCCGCCACCAGGCCCCGUCCGCCGACGGCGUCGGCUGCGGCCAUGCCGGGAGGGUUUCGGAUGGAGAGGAGUCUCUUCGCGGCCGCUGAUAACCGCGUGGCGGCGGCGUGGGGUGGGCCGGAGGGCAAGAUGUUCGACAAUGGGGAGAGCAGCGGGGGCGGGUUCCAGCUCAGCGCCGCGAGAUUCUACCUGCGGAGAAUCGGUGCUGGCUUGCACAAUCUUGGCAAUACAUGCUACCUCAACUCGGUUCUGCAAUGCUUGACGUAUACCGAGCCAUUCGUGGCCUACCUGCAGAGCAGCAAGCACAGAUCCUCGUGUCAGACUCCUGGAUUCUGUGCAUUAUGUGCUCUCCAAAACCAUGUUAGGUCUGCUCUACAGUCAACUGGGAAAAUUCUGACACCAAUGCAGUUUGUCAAGAACUUAAGAUGCAUUUCUCGUAGUUUUCGUAACUCUAGGCAGGAAGAUGCUCAUGAGCUAAUGGUUAGCUUGCUUGAGUCAAUGCACAAAUGCUCUUUACCAUCUGGUAUACCAAGUGAGUCUCCAAGCGCUUAUGAGAAAAGUCUAGUUCACAGCCGCUUAAGAAGUCAGGUGAGAUGUACAAGGUGCUCACACUGUUCAAACAAAUUUGAUCCUUUCCUGGAUCUCAGUCUUGACAUAGGCAAUGCUACCACAUUGAUGAAAGCACUUUAUAAUUUUACCGAGGAGGAGCUAUUAGAUGGUGGGGAAAAGCACUACAGCUGCACCCGGUGCAAGCAGAAAGUUGCAGCAAAGAAAAUGUUUCUUAUUGAUAAGGCUCCUUCUGUGUUGACAAUUCAUCUGAAACGCUUUAGUCCUUUCAACCCUCUUCAAAAGAUCGACAAAAAGGUGGAUUUUCAAACAACUUUAAACUUGAAGCCAUUUGUAAGCAAUUCAGAAGGUACAGAUUUGAAAUAUAGCCUCUAUGGUGUUUUGGUUCAUGCUGGUUGGAAUACACAGUCAGGUCACUAUUAUUGCUUCGUUCGGACAUCCAGUGGUCUAUGGCACAAUCUUGAUGAUAACAAGGUUCGCCAAGUCCGUGAGGCAGAUGUGCUAAGGCAGAAAGCAUACAUGUUAUUUUAUGUGCGUGACGAAGUAAGGAAUUCUGUAAUUCAUAGAGGUAAUGGUGCUGCCAGUUUGUCAGAAAAGGAAAGGAUAUCCAAGAAGAUUGCAUGUAUGAAUGGUGCAAUUCGAAGUGGUUUAAUGGAAAAAACUUUGUAUUUUCCCUCAAUUUCCAAAGAAGAUAUGAAGUUGCAGAAGCAUGACCCAGAUAAUGGUCAGCCCAGUGAUAUUACUGCCACUUCACAAGGCCAGUGUUCAAAUGAGCAUAGCACCACUGAAGUUAUCAAUGCUUCAACAUCCAAAAACAAUGAACCAGAAGAGAAAGCCCCACAUGCACUCCCAGAUGGUGCAGAUACCUUGUCCACCAAAGCAGAGCAAAUAGCACUGGGUGUUCAGAGGGAGAUAAUAUCUCCAGGACAACCUGAUGUUUGUAUUCUUGAGAUGAGAUCACAGAAGCUGAACCCAGAUAAUGGUCAGUCCAACAAUAGUAGCGCCAGUUCGCAGGAACAGUGUUCCCAUGAACACGGAAACACUGAAGUUACUAAAGAUUCAACAUCCCAAAACAAUGAGCCAGUACAGAAAGCCUCAUGCUCACAUGUUGCGGCUACUGCUACAUUCUCCACCAAAACAGAGCAAACUGCACUAAUUAAUCAAAGGGAGACAAUUUCUACAGCACAGCCUGAUGUUUGUAUUAUCUGUGAUGCAAGCUCUGAUCAGAAGGUAUAUGAGAAGCCAUUACAGGAAUUGCAACUUGAACCUGAUGGUGCACUAACUGAUUCAGGCAAAGACUUCCCUGCUUCUGCACAGCCUGAUGCUUGUAGUCUCUGUGAUGCAAGCUCUGAUCAGAAGGCACAUGAGAAGCCAUUGCAGGAUUUGCAACUAGAACCUGAUGGUGCACUCACUGAUUCAGGCAAAGACACCCCUGCUUCUGUGUUUGAAUCAUGCAAUGGUGCUGAUGGGUUAUUGAGGGCAAACAAGCAGACUAAUGAACCUCGAAUUGAUGCAUUUUGCAAACCAUGUCCUAAUAGUGAUGCAACAAUCAUUGCACCAGUUGUCCUGACUGAGGAUACUGCUGUUUCUGAUGAUACAAUAACGGGCAAUGAAGAUUCAAUCCAUGGUAUUGAAGCUAAAGGGACAGAGCCUGUUAAGCAAUAUGAUGGACUAAUUGUGGUGAAGGAGCUUUCUGUGGAAACAAUUGAUGAUAAAGUAAAAGCAGAGGAGCAGACUGCUGUGCAGAACAAUACACUGGGGGAUGGGCAGUCUAUGGUUAAGGAAGUCUCUCUUAUGGAAACUGGCCAUAUGGCAGAUGCAGAGUACCAGGUGGUAGAUAAAGAUAGGGGUCCACGCCAUGGCAGUCUGCAUAAAAAUAUUAAAAUCAAGUCAAAGAAGCAUGUGAAUUAUCCAGCUGCCAACUUUUAUUUUGGGUCCAAACAACUGUUGUUGGCGUCACUGAAACCACGCAAGAAAAGGAAACACAAGAGAACUAGAAGGCUUUCAACAUCAGAUGUAAACCCUGAAAGUAUUGCCAAUGAUCAGCAGACAUCAACAUCAGAAACUGUUCUUAGUAGUGGCAUAUCAUGCAAAUCCCAGAGACGAAAACACUCUCAUAACACUGCAAGUUCUGAAGAUGCUAUACACAUGUAUAAAAAGAAACAAAAUGUUGGAAACUCCUGUGCUGCUGAACUUACCAUAGACAAGGAGGUCAGCAAGGAUGCAACUUUUGCUGGUGCUGAGCUAGGAAGCUCAUUCCGGAGCUGUGUGUCAAAUCCUGAUGCAGGAAAAUGUGGGGAUACAGAUAAGAAAGGCUCCUGGCAUUUUGACCUCCUCACAAGGGGUUUGAGAGUUCCACGAUGGGAUGAUGAUGACAUGCGAAAUACCAAGGCGGCAGAGCUGCAAUAUUCGAGUGCCACCAGCAUUGGCUAUGUUUUAGAUGAAUGGGACGAGGAGUAUGACCGCGGGAGGACGAAGAAGGUGAGGAAAUCAAAGCGAGACUUCAGUGGACCGAACCCUUUUCAAGAGGUGGAAAACAUCAGAUCACGGCAGCGGAGGAGAUUGCAAACUGACCAGAUCAGGUCCGGGCACGGGCCUCUAAGGAUAUGACACGCUGUAGAAGCAUAUCGCUGUUGUGUCCAUCAGUUUUGAAACUGAAUUUCUUCUUUGUAUUUUUCUAGAUUUCUGAUAUGUUGUAUAGAGUUUGGACAGAUGAAUGUACCUUGUAUUUGUUGCUAAUCGAUCAGUGGAGAAAUGAAAUGACAACUCUUUUGUUCUGUUCGC
Panicum virgatum (switchgrass) is the source of this 3568-nucleotide messenger RNA. Its product is annotated as ubiquitin carboxyl-terminal hydrolase 23-like. Gene Ontology annotation, cellular component: nucleus; cytosol. Gene Ontology annotation, biological process: protein deubiquitination. NCBI's taxonomy places the organism in Eukaryota, Viridiplantae, Streptophyta, Magnoliopsida, Poales, Poaceae. Gene Ontology annotation, molecular function: cysteine-type deubiquitinase activity; cysteine-type endopeptidase activity. The record is from RefSeq and is a predicted model, not a curated record.